AAUAUAUAUGUAUGAAUCUAUAUCGGCGUGAAUAGUCUUCUAUUGAUCAGACAUCAACUCUUAGUUAUGAUACCAAUGGAGACAUACAAGUAGGAAAGACUGUCGAAGCUCUUGAUAAUCUGCAACUGACUACAUAAUGUUCAAGUCAAUAUGGGAUAUCGCUUUCAUGGCUUAUAACUUUGGUUGGUCUGGUGUCUUGAUGGGAAUAUAAUGUAUGAAGCUAUAUGUUUUGGCGGGAAAAGUCUUCUAAUGAUCAGAUAUCAACUCUUUAAUGAUACGAAUAAAAGUAAGGCCAUCGAAAUUCUUGAUAAUCUUACUGACUACAUAAUGUUCAAAUCAAUAUGGUGCCUCGCUUACUAUGAAUAGUGUAUAUGAUGGAAUCAUACGUUGGUUUGAAUGUUGGCGGGAAAGUUUAUAAAACCUCCCAAACAACUCUUACCCGCGACCCCAACAGUUUCUUCGCUUUACUACUUGAUGGUCGCGUACCGUCUGCCAAAGAUGACCGAGGACGAUACAUGAUUGAUCGUGACGGGGAACUCUUUCGGCAUGUCCUCAAUUACUUAAGACUGCAGAAGCUAGUGUUACCAGAUGGAUACAACGAGCAAGAGCUUCUGCUGCAUGAGGCGGACUUCUUCCAGCUAGACUCUAUGAAGAGAGAGUUGCAAGCUCUGAUUAGAGAUGUGGAUAAUGUUCACUCGCCAUCGGAAGUGAUCAGAUUGAGUGUAGGUGGAAAACUCUUUCAGACCACUCGCGAAACUUUACAAAGGGAACCGCAGUCGUUUUUCACCGCUAUGCUCAAUGGGGAGACCCUGACUCAAAGAGAAGCCACAGGGACUUACUUAAUCGAUAGGGACGGGGAGAAAUUCCGCGACGUUCUAGAAUACCUAAGACUCGGCUGGAUACUACUAGACGACGUCAAGCACAGCCUUGAAGUUCUCCGAAUCGAGGCUAACUUCUUCAAUCUGAAAAUCCUGAAAGAACACAUCAAAAGCUUGCAUCGCCUUCAGUCAAAUCCCCUGAGGACAGUUCAACCUUCAAUGGAUCUUUACUACUUUCUUGAGAGCAGGUUCUGCGUGGUCUACACCAAUACCAAAGACCUGGUGGGGAAAACGUGCUUUUUGCCUCUGACUCCUGACAGUUUUUAUACUACAUGUGGACGGGUAUUUACCGUGUCUUUCUUCCUUGAGAGAAGCAAAGGGGGGACCUCCACCGGGGAGAGUCAUACGAUACCAGGGUACGGAAAGAGUGUCGUCAGUUACCCUUCAAACAAAGAAGAACUAAUGAUGUACAUUGGACACAGAACACAGAUAUGGGAUUAUUCAAAGAUACAGUUGAAUGCUGAUUGUUACAAGUUUAUCCUUUGAAGCAAGAUAAGAUAUUAGUAGUUCUAAGACAGUGCAGGCAUACUUGAAUUCUGACUGUUACCGUAUAUAGCUACAUGUAUAUGCCUAUAUGACUGUAUGUAACAUUCAUGUAUGUAGGGCCAAAUGAUUUUUCUUUCUCAUUUAUAACAAAUCAUAUGGAAAACUUGGGUUAUAUACAUACAACUGGUCAGUGGAGUAAUAAGUAAAAAUGUUGAAGGGG
Molecule: messenger RNA, 1584 nt
Organism: Lytechinus variegatus (green sea urchin)
Lineage: Eukaryota; Metazoa; Echinodermata; Echinoidea; Temnopleuroida; Toxopneustidae
Product: BTB/POZ domain-containing protein KCTD4-like
Exons: 1
Coding region: 372-1364 (330 amino acids)
Biological process (GO): protein homooligomerization
Molecular function (GO): protein binding
Source: RefSeq, a predicted model, not a curated record